AUGUCCACGCUCUCCCUGUUCGUGCUAUCUCUCACCCUCACCACCGCCUACUUCGCCUUCUACCACCGCGCCCUCGCCGCGCGCACCCAUCCCGUCCUGCACACUGGCAUCCUCGCCUCUUCCCUCUCUGCCUCUCUCACCUCCAUCCCAGCCCCCGUCUUCACCGGCAAAUACUUCUCCAUCCACUGCCACGCCUCUCGCGCCGUCUCCCGCCAGCUCCUUCCCUCCCAUAACAUCCCGCUCCUCUUCACCAUCCUCCUCCGCCGCAACCUCACUGUCUUCUCCCACUUCCCCAAAGCCUGGAAGCUGCGCUCCACCUGCGCGCCGGACGUCCGCUUCACCUUCCGCACCUCGUACCUCUGGUCCCUGAACUUCACCGAAGGCGACCUCAUCUGCGGCAUCUACCGGGUCGCCGUCCGGAGUCCGGAUCGGGUGGAGUUCGCGGUGGGUGGCGCGGGCGGCUGCGAGGGCCGCUGGGUGCUGCGGUAUUGGGAGGAGGGUGAGGAUGUGGUCUUUGCGACGGAGUCGGUGACGUGGAGGCCUGUUGAGCAGGCGGAUCCGAUGCCGCUGGAGAGCCGGAUGGUGCGGUUCUUUCAUGAGACCAUGUCAUGGUGGUUGUUGGAUUCCGGGGUGCGGUAUCUGAUGGAUCUGGAGGGGGAGUUUGGGCCGGAGGAGGAGGAGAUGGAGGAUAAAGAGCUGGUUCGGUAG
This is a messenger RNA of Aspergillus clavatus NRRL 1, 708 nucleotides long. RefSeq lists its product as uncharacterized. The record is from RefSeq and is a predicted model, not a curated record. The transcript has a single exon. NCBI's taxonomy places the organism in Eukaryota, Fungi, Ascomycota, Eurotiomycetes, Eurotiales, Aspergillaceae. Bases 1 to 708 code for a protein of 235 amino acids.